GUUGCCAGUUAGCGACUUCCGAUCUUCUAAGUUGCCAGUUAUCAAAAUAUUGCAUAUUUUCAAGACCACUAAAUGGAGAGAAGAAACCGUCAAAUCUUUCGUUGAUUUUUGAAGCAUUCAUUUCACGGCGCAGAGUCAAUGAAGAAACUGUAGAGGUCGUUGCAGGGAGGAUGGCGGAGGUCAUUUGGCGCCCCGUGAGCGUGGACGUGGGCUGGGGGACGCUGCGAGGCAAGACCUGCACGGUGGGCGGGGGCGACGCGCCCACGCUGAGGGUGGUGGCCGUGCACGGGUGGCUGGACAAUGCCAACUCGUUCGACACGCUGGUGCCCCUCCUGCCGGCGGGCGUGGAGGUGCUGGCCCUCGACCUCCCCGGGCACGGCCUGUCGGACCACCUGCCUCCGGGGGCUCACUAUAACCUCCUCGUCCACACCUUCAACCUCCGCACGGCCCUGCAGGAGCUGGGCUGGGGCAAGGCCGUGCUGAUGGCCCACAGCAUGGGCGCCGCAGUGGCCGUGCUGUUCGCCGCGCUCUUCCCCGGGGAAGUGCUGGCCCUCGUGCAGCUCGACUUCAUCCAGCGGAGCCGCGACGCCAGCAGGGUGACCUCGUGGCGCACCGACGCCGCCACUCUGUUCAGGAGCGAGGAGCCCAAGGACCCUCCGGCGGUGUACACGGAGCAGGAGGCCCUAGACCGCCUGGUCGCCUCGCGCAAGAGCCUGAACCGAAACCACGACAACAUAGACGCAGCCGACGCGAAGGUGCUCCUGCCGCGGGCCGCCGCGCGCCACGGCGACGGGUUCCUGUGGCGACACGACCCUCGCGUCCGCGCGACCUUCAACAGUCUGUUCGGCGGGCGCGCCUGGCUGGAGGUCGCGGCGGCCGUCCGGUGCCCCGUGCUCCUGGUGGUCGCAACGAAGGGCAUGUGCGUGCUGCCCAGGGCCGAGUACAAGGCCGUGCUGGACGCCUACCGCAAGCACACCGCCCGCCUCGACUACCGGCUGGUGGAGGGCGCCCACCACGUCCACCUCUCGCACCCCGAGCGCGUCGCCCCCGAAGUCGGCAGGUUCCUCCGCGCUGUGGCCCGGACAGGCACCAGCACCAGCAGCGAGCGCCAAGCUGUGAUUCGUAAAAAAAAAGUUACUUAUCUCUGUAAAGACACUCACAUACCAUUGAACUUCAAAACUCAUACGAACGUUAUUCUCAAAGAAAGAACUUCAAAGCAAAGAACUUCAAAACUCAUACAAACAAAACUAACCACAUUUUUGUUAUAAUUAUCGUAGUUCGGACAAGGAUCAUCGAAAUAAGUGUACUGGAAACAUACGCUAAAUGAAGAGAUUAUACAGGAUGACAAAAUCUAUGUAUUAGUAGUGUCCAAAUAAAUCGUAAGCGCGA
Messenger RNA from Penaeus vannamei (Pacific white shrimp), 1389 nucleotides. Its product is annotated as probable serine hydrolase. The record is from RefSeq and is a predicted model, not a curated record. Lineage: Eukaryota; Metazoa; Arthropoda; Malacostraca; Decapoda; Penaeidae.